Molecule: messenger RNA, 1170 nt
Organism: Penicillium mononematosum
Lineage: Eukaryota; Fungi; Ascomycota; Eurotiomycetes; Eurotiales; Aspergillaceae
Product: dimethylallyl tryptophan synthase
Exons: 1
Coding region: 1-1170 (389 amino acids)
Biological process (GO): alkaloid metabolic process
Molecular function (GO): transferase activity, transferring alkyl or aryl (other than methyl) groups
Source: RefSeq, a predicted model, not a curated record
AUGACUCUGCUUCCAAAGACGAGCGAAGCUCACGUUGCUGAACGACCACAUGCCAUCUUGCCUAUGCCCUGGCGUAUUCUCGGUCAGGCUCUCGGGUUUCCUAACCAUGACCAGGAGCUGUGGUGGCUCCACACCUCGCCCUUUUUUAACAAGCUAUUGAUACAGUGCGGUUACGAUAUCCAUUUGCAAUACCAAUAUCUAUGCUUCUACCACCGCCACAUAAUCAGUGUUCUGGGGCCAUUCAUUCGUUCUGGAAUGGAACCUGACUAUCUCAGCGGGUUCACACCUGAGGGUUACGGUUUCGAGCUAAGCGUCAACCAUCAGCUAAGCGGCUCGGUACUACGUUUGGGUUGCGAGCCACAGAGUGAGUUUGCCGGCACGGAGCAUGAUCGUUUGAAUCAAUAUAUGGCGAGGGAGUUGCUGGGAAGACUUGCACGCCUUGACGAUAAUAUCGACCUGCGGUGGUUUAACCACUUCGACUCACACUUGAGCCUUACUCACGAGGAAGCUAACGCAGCAGCUCCACAUCUAGUACGACAUCGCUGGCAAACAAAGGUUCUUGCAUUUGACUUAAAGAAUGGCGCAGUUCUCCCAAAAGCCUACUUCUUUCUCAAAGCCAAGUCAAUUGUGACCGGCAUCCCUAUUGCUGUCUUGGCCUUCGGAGCAAUUGAGCACCUUGACAAGGGAUUUGAACCUGGGAUAUCAGUUCUUAAAAGAUUUUUGUCUCCAUGUUUAACUGAAAAUCCCUCAGAAUCCAACGCAUCGGAGAUUCUCCUGAUUGCUGUCGACUGUGUCGUCCCUAGUAACGCUCGUCUCAAGUUGUAUGUCGCCAAUACACAACUAUGCCUUGACAGUAUCCGUCACUUUUGGACCCUGGGCGGAUAUCUGCGCGAUCCCGUUACAGUCAAAGGCCUUGCAAUUGCAGAGAAGCUGUGGAGCUUUCUCCGGCUCGAUGAAGCCUCCCGCUCACAUACCGAUGUGGACCACUUGCCCUUGGUUCUCAACUAUGGGUUGGAAAUUGGUGGUGAAACAGUUAGACCACAGCUAUAUUUGCCUUCACAUGGACAGAACGAUGAUUCCGGUUCCGAUGGCUUGGCGGACUUUUUCAGGUAUCUGAAGUGGGAAAAUCUUGCUACUCGCUACAAACAAGAGUUAAUACAGAAUUUGUGA